AUGCGUUGGCUAACAACUCUCAUCAAUGACAAAAGCAAAAAGUCUCGCCGAAUUAAAUCUAGUCAUCCUGUCCAUGAAGCUGAAUUUAUAAUCCGAAAUGAUCGACUUCUUGGACAAUCUGGAUCAAUUUGUGCCUCAUUUGAAUGGGGGGGCUGGUGGCAAACAAUUCAAGAAGUUUUUAUCGAAAUUCCAUUCCGACAAAUCGUAGACGUGAAGCAAAUCGUAUGUAAAAUUACCAAUAGUACAAUCACUUGUGGUUUUGUUGGUCAGCAGCCAUUGGUAUCAGGUAACUUAUUUAGCCUUAUAAAGGCAAGUGAAUCCACCUGGAGCCUUCAUGAAAAGAAGCACAUGGUUAUGUGUCUGAUCAAAGCUAGUCCAGGUACCUGUUGGUAUUCUUUAAUGACCGAUAACUGGAAGGCCAAUCCACUAGUUCUUGAUGAAAUGGAACGAAACCUUACCAUUCAGAGACUACAAAUAGAAAACCCUGGUAUGGACUUUAGCUCAGCCGACAUAUCUGGAAACUAUCGUAACGGUGGACCAAAAUUUCCUGCAUGA
Schistosoma margrebowiei is the source of this 555-nucleotide messenger RNA. The record is from the annotation of a GenBank genome assembly. NCBI's taxonomy places the organism in Eukaryota, Metazoa, Platyhelminthes, Trematoda, Strigeidida, Schistosomatidae.